GGGAGCCAUUUGCCUGAGUGGCAGGGGGACCGGAAGUGGGGGCGCUGCCGCUGGUGCUCGGGCCGAGGGACGCGCCGUGGUGGGGCCGCCGGGACUGAGCGAGCGACAGACGCGCCACCCGCCGCCGGGGCCAGCACGGACCCUCUGCCUGAGUAUAGAAUGAGCCAAGGAGACUCAAACCCAGCAGCCAUUCCACAUGCAGCGGAAGAUAUUCAAGGAGAUGACAGAUGGAUGUCUCAGCACAACAGAUUCGUCCUGGACUGUAAAGACAAAGAGCCUGACGUGCUGUUUGUGGGGGACUCCAUGGUGCAGCUGAUGCAGCAGUACGAGAUAUGGCGAGAACUUUUUUCCCCACUCCAUGCACUGAAUUUUGGAAUUGGAGGAGAUACAACAAGACAUGUUUUAUGGAGGCUAAAGAAUGGAGAGCUGGAGAAUAUUAAACCUAAGGUCAUUGUUGUCUGGGUAGGAACAAACAACCAUGAAAAUACUGCAGAAGAAGUAGCAGGUGGAAUCGAGGCCAUCGUACAACUUAUCAACACAAGGCAGCCACAGGCCAAAAUCAUUGUGUUGGGUUUGUUACCUCGAGGUGAGAAGCCCAACCCUUUGAGGCAAAAGAAUGCCAAGGUGAACCAGCUCCUCAAGGUUUCCCUGCCAAAGCUUGCCAACGUUCAGCUCCUGGAUACCGACGGGGGCUUCGUGCACUCGGACGGUGCCAUCUCCUGCCACGACAUGUUUGAUUUUCUGCAUCUCACGGGAGGGGGCUACGCAAAGAUCUGCAAACCCCUCCACGAACUGAUCAUGCAGCUGCUGGAGGAAACCCCUGAGGAGAAGCAAACCACCAUCGCCUGACUGGCUGCCAUCAGUGUUCACUGCAUCCCCCUUCCUCAGAUCAGUUAUGUCACUGGCACUCGGAGCCUUCUCUUUCCUGAGGCACUUGGCGUUGUAGGAUGUUCCUGGAUGUUCAUAUCUAGUGUUGGAAAGGGAGGAGGGAUUGAAACUGGUCCUGUACAUAGGUUUGUUUGACACAGGAGAAGAAGUAGUUAAGAGAAGAUGGUUGUUUAAAUUCAUUUGAAACCAGAAGGGGACUUUGUAGUUGUAUGUGUGGCGCAUUUAUUGAACUAUCACUGUUUCACCUAGAAUGACAUCAAGCCUAAGUACUGAACAAAAUGAAGAUUCUUUUCUUGGCCUUUCUUUCUAUGGAUUAUGUCAUAUGUAACGAUGAUCAGAAUCACACCUACUUGGCUUUAAAACAUGGUUUUUUCCAAUUUUUAAGGUUCAUAAUUUAGCCUUUUGUUUCUUUUUUCCUUUAUUCGUGUAUUCUCAAUAUUUUGACAUAUAACAUCAGAUUGGACAUACUUGUCAUUCAAAUAUGGGAGAUGCUAUAGUUACAAGUGGUUUGUUCCACCGUCUUAUCUUUCCCAGGCUUAGCAGUGAAGAAUAGGUUUUGCCCCAAUUGGGGUACUCUGUGGUGGGUAUUAUUUUUAUGCUGCUGAAUAUCAUGUCUGAACAGACCCAUGCAUGCAUCCUUUGCUCCUUUUUUGGAGGGGUCCUUGCUGAUGUUACCAGCUUUAACACAUUUUUUGACCUCGGAGCUCUGUUGCUGGGCAUGUAAGUACCCAGCCAGUUACUCUCAUGAUAUUCUGAUGUGACGCAUUCUUGUGUGUGUUUUGCGCUAGAGUCUGUGUAGUGCUAUCCAGAUCCGGAGUGGUUUGUUUGGUUUGCUUUUCCCUUAGAGCCUGUUACAGUUUUUUCUUCCUUCCUUCCUUCCUUCCUUCCUUCCUUCCUUCCUUCCUUCCUUCCUUCCCUUUUUGGUGGGGGUUGGGGAGGAUCAGACCUCUUCUAUUUUUCAUUCCAUAAACUCUGGCAUUAUUUCAAGUUUUUUAGUAUCUAGGGUGUAUAUUUUAUUUUUGUAUUGUCUUAGUUUUUAAAUUAUAUCAGUCUGAAAGUUUGGCCUUUUCUCAUGGGGAAACAGGUGGAACUGUUCUUCAGAAUAAACAUCCCACGUGAUUCCUUCCCCUCCCCGCCUCGGGCUUGUUUAACUUUCAGGCUUUCUUCUUAAUGUGUCUUCUGAGAAUUUCUUUCAAGAGAGCUCUUUUAUCUGAAUGGUUUGAGCUACAGGAACUGCCAUUUUGAAACAAGGGGACAGUGGAUGGUUCUUGUUCCUAUGAAAUGUGUACAAACUGGGUCUACAGACAGAUUUAAACUGGACCAGGGAGAUACUGAAGUAGCCUGUCCAGAUGUGCUCUGCAGUGCUUUGCUAACAUUCUGGGUCAGUAACUGCGGCGGACGCCCAUGUCCGCCUCCGGGCCGACAGCAGUGCUUCGGGGGCGCGGAGGGUGCUGUUUGUGCUGAGCCAGUCCUGGUUGAGGGAUAGAGCUUGGCUGAUGUGUUCUUUUCUUGUCAAGCCUCUUUCUAGGAAUUUUAUUGUUUUUGGUUUUUGUCUUUUU
This is a messenger RNA of Pipistrellus kuhlii (Kuhl's pipistrelle), 2447 nucleotides long. It is a transcript of the gene PAFAH1B2, whose product is annotated as platelet activating factor acetylhydrolase 1b catalytic subunit 2. The coding region runs from base 160 to 849 and encodes 229 amino acids. The record is from RefSeq and is a predicted model, not a curated record. Lineage: Eukaryota; Metazoa; Chordata; Mammalia; Chiroptera; Vespertilionidae. The transcript is spliced from 6 exons.